Messenger RNA from Oldenlandia corymbosa var. corymbosa, 477 nucleotides. Lineage: Eukaryota; Viridiplantae; Streptophyta; Magnoliopsida; Gentianales; Rubiaceae. The record is from the annotation of a GenBank genome assembly.
AUGGAGCAAGCACCAGCUAUACGCUUUAAGCGACGGGAGGGGUCUAGGUAUUUAACCUAUACUCACUACUGGGGAAGCCGUUCACGUUUGUGCCGACACCUUGAGACUCAUUCAUACCCAAAUCAUGUAGUGAAGGUCGUAGCAAGGGAAAGGGAUGAUCUUCUUGAGCGUACGGAACAUGCUCUCGACAUACGCCGUCAUCAGUUGGAGAGGAUGCAGGAGAUGGAGUUACGUGCCAGACAUGCUGAGGAUAGGGAAUGGGAUGCGUGUGCUAAGGCAGAGGAACAGAUUGUACGCAAAGAUCAGGAGCUCGAUCAGUUGCGUGCAGAGCUACAGUUAGCACGUGCAGAAAAACAGUCAGCAUGUGCUGAGUUUCAGCACUACAGGGAGAGUGUACUUGCAUGUGCUAACGCCCUCCUUCAGGCUUCUCGUCUCCACGUGGAGGCCAUGGAGGGUCCUGAGGCGAUGGUUGAGUGA